AUGGAAGACGUUUUGGAAAAGCUUCAUGUGGCAUUUGUCCACUGUGCCGUGAAUAAUUUGCGAAUCCUCUUCAAAAGUCGCUUCUACUGCCCUGGAUUUUGCAAUGCCGCCAACGAGGUCUACUCCCGGUGCUGGUUUUGCAAGACUGAAGGAAGGAAGAAGCGCCGUUUUGUUAUAAAGUGUUAUGAGUACGACGUCAUAGUACAAGGCGAUAUCAAUGAUCCGUCACGAAAGUUCGUGAUCAAGCCUCGUGGAAUAUCGCCUGAAGAUGCCGAAAAUUUCAUGGCCACUGUACUGGCAUCCUGUGAUGACAUCAUAACACUAGAAGAAGCCGCAAAUAUGGCCGAUACAUCGAGGGAGGAGUCACCGUCGACGAAGAAGCGAAAGCUAAAUGAACGACUGAGUCAUGAAUUCACAAGGAAGAAGGCGGGAAUUGUCUUUACGUGGAGAGCCGAAUCCUACCAUGCACAUGGAUACAGCAGAAAAGAAAAAAGAGGAACGACAUACACAGGUUUCUUUCUCAAAUGGAAACAAGAAAUU
This is a messenger RNA of Ostertagia ostertagi, 540 nucleotides long. Lineage: Eukaryota; Metazoa; Nematoda; Chromadorea; Rhabditida; Trichostrongylidae. The record is from the annotation of a GenBank genome assembly.